CUCUUCUCCCCAUCCGAUCUCUACGUUUCUAUCGACGCCCCUGUCAAUGGCCGGUUAUGGGUUUCAUACGCGAUCGUUGUUUUUCUUCGUUAUAAAGGAUCUUCCUCUGUUUAUUCGAUAAAAUUGUGAAUUUUCUACUCCGCGAUUGCUCCGAUUCUAGGGCUUGUCUCAGCUGAAAGAAUUCAAUUGAUUAAAUCCAAAGGUGGGUGUUUACUUUUGCAGUCUCCUCUUUUUCUUCCUCUUUAUCAGGGGAAAUGGAAAUUUGAACGAAUACUGAAGAUUCUGUUGGAAAUCAAUCCGAGCAAUUGACCUCUCCAAACUUACAGGAAUGAAUCAAUUGCUCUGCAAAUGUUCAGUGCGAGCAGCCGAUUAUUGCUAAUUAAAUGGAAAAUUCCCUUCAUUGAUGUAUCCCUAGUGGCUACUACGGAUUUGCUUGUCAUUGCAGUGUUUUUAACGACCUUUGUGUGUAUUGACUUAGACUUGUAUCUGCCCCUCCAAUUUGGAUGAGAUCGGUGACCUGUGUAUUGACUUUAUAAGCGCCGGAAGUAAUUUGUGUCUUACAUUCCUCAUUUUUCUUUUCUUUUCUUUUUUUUCAUCGGAGGAAACGUUUAACUGUCUCCAAACUUAGUCUUGAUUUUCUGAUUUCCUGUAUAUAUUGUUCUGUUCUUGGGUGGCAUUCUUUUUAGUGAUAUAGGUGACCUCUGAUGUAGGACAAUUGCAUGCUUUAAUCUUGUUGAACUUUGAACAAGAAAAAGGAAUAAAAGGUAUGCAACAACAGAAACCAAACUGCUAAUAUUGAUAAUAUUAUAACUCCAAUGUAGCACAAAAAUAUUAUGGAAAGGGGAAAAUUACUCUUUAGUAAAGGAAUACGGUCCAUGGUCUCAAUACACCUUUUACUAAGCAUGGAUUAAAGUGUUGAGUUGUGCAUGUAAACACAGGCCUAUUUUGGUACCGUGACUUACAACGAUGGUAAAUUUUUGACAAGAGGUCUGCAACGUCGUCCACUGGUAUGGCCUCAAGUGUGAAGAAAUAGACAGACUAGGAGAGAAGGGAUCAUGCGCUCAGGAGUCAAGCUGUUGUCUGGUCUCUGGAAACCUAAACUAAUUUGAGCGCAACACGUUGAAAAUAUGGCACCUGCAAGCAAGGCUGAUAAGAAGGCAGCAUUAGAUGCAGCGGCUUGGAUGUUCAAUGUUGUAUCAUCAGUUGGAAUUAUUAUUGUUAAUAAAGCCCUAAUGGCUACUUAUGGAUUCAGUUUUGCUACAACCUUAACGGGUCUUCAUUUUGCUACAACUACACUCAUGACACUUCUAUUUAGGUGGCUAGGAUAUAUUCAACCAUCUAGCCUGCCCUUAUCUGAACUUCUAAGAUUUGUUCUUUUUGCAAACUUGUCAAUUGUUGGCAUGAAUGUUAGUUUGAUGUGGAAUUCCGUCGGAUUUUAUCAGAUUGCGAAAUUGUGCAUAAUCCCAGUAUUAUGUCUUCUGGAAGUUGUGUUUGAUAAAAUUCGUUACUCUAGGGCUACAAAGCUCAGCAUAUUGGUGGUUCUUAUAGGUGUUGCCAUCUGUACGAUUACUGAUGUCAGUGUGAAUGGUAGAGGGAUGAUUGCUGCUACUAUAGCAGUUUGGAGUACUGCUUUACAACAAUAUUAUGUGCAUUUCCUUCAAAGGAAAUAUUCGCUCGGAUCUUUCAAUCUCCUGGGCCAUACUGCUCCAGCUCAAGCAGCAUCCUUGUUGUUAUUGGGGCCUUUUCUGGAUUAUUGGUUGACAGGAAAAAGGGUGGAUACAUUUGGUUAUAGUGUAACCACAGUUUUUUUCAUUAUCCUGUCAUGCACUAUUGCUAUCGGAACCAACCUCAGCCAAUUCAUUUGCAUAGGAAGGUUUACAGCAGUGUCAUUCCAAGUUCUUGGGCACAUGAAAACCAUCCUUGUCUUAAUUUUGGGAUUCUUCUUCUUUGGAAAAGAAGGCCUCAAUUUGCACGUAGUUUUUGGAAUGAUCUUAGCAGUUGUAGGUAUGAUCUGGUAUGGGAAUGCUUCGUCAAAACCAGGGGGAAAAGAGCGCCGAAGUUAUGCACUGCCCACUGACAGAUCACCAAAGCAUGGAUUGCUCUCAGAAACAGGAGGAAGGCACGACGACAAGAAUUAGCGUACAACCUUGAAUUCUUAGUUCAUCCAAUAUUCCUCCAACUGAAUGCAACACUAAAAGAGCAUUCUUUUCUUUAGUAAAAUUAUGUUUUGGCAUUUCUUAUUCUAGGUCUCCUUACUAAUUUAAUAUUCUGGAUGCAUUUACAAGUAUGGAUAUUUCUAGUGAGGGUUACAUUUUUUGUGA
Molecule: messenger RNA, 2321 nt
Organism: Zingiber officinale
Lineage: Eukaryota; Viridiplantae; Streptophyta; Magnoliopsida; Zingiberales; Zingiberaceae
Product: UDP-rhamnose/UDP-galactose transporter 6-like
Exons: 6
Coding region: 1128-2138 (336 amino acids)
Cellular component (GO): Golgi apparatus
Molecular function (GO): UDP-galactose transmembrane transporter activity; antiporter activity
Source: RefSeq, a predicted model, not a curated record